AUGGUUCUAGGCGAUAAAAUAGACUGGGUCAGUCCAAGCCCGCCAGGGCCAGCCCUGAAAACCAUGUCUCGUACUGGGUCGUGCCAGGUUAGUCCAAGAGGUGUAAAAAUUGGCUGCUUCAGUCCAAAAUGCGUAAACAUGGGCUGGAAAUUGUUUCCCGAUUUCAUUGAUCUCUCAAUCUCGGGUUCCCACAAAAUCAUCACCUCAGAUCGAACUCUCUCGUUCUUGCAAAUGGAUAAAAGCUGUUCAACUCACCUCGUAGAUGGGGACGGUACUUUCAAUGUCUCUGGAAUUGAUAAUUUCAUGAAGGAAAUUAAACUUGCCGAAUGUGGGCUUUCUUAUGCCGUAGUCUCCAUCAUGGGUCCUCAAAGUAGUGGGAAGAGUACACUGUUAAAUCACCUAUUUGGUACUAAUUUUAGGGAGAUGGAUGCUUUUAAGGGGAGGUCUCAGACCACAAAAGGGAUAUGGAUGGCACAAUGUGUUGGGAUUGAACCUUGUACUCUUGUAAUGGAUUUAGAGGGCACUGAUGGAAGAGAACGAGGAGAGGACGAUACCGCAUUUGAAAAGCAGAGUGCUCUUUUUGCCCUUGCCGUUUCAGAUAUAGUACUAAUAAACAUGUGGUGUCAUGACAUUGGCCGUGAGCAGGCUGCAAAUAAGCCUCUCUUGAAAACUGUAUUCCAGGUUAUGAUGAGAUUAUUCAGUCCACGUAAAACAACUUUGUUGUUUGUUAUACGUGAUAAAACGAGGACGCCUUUGGAAAAUCUGGAACCUGUAUUGAGGGAAGACAUUCAGAAGAUAUGGGAUGUUGUUCCUAAGCCACAAGCUCACAGGGAAACUCCGUUAAGUGAAUUUUUUAAUGUUGAAGUUGUGGCUCUUUCUAGUUAUGAAGAGAAGGAAGAACAAUUUAGAGAGCAGGUGGCGAGUCUGAGACAGCGAUUCUUUCAUUCUAUUGCCCCUGGUGGGCUUGCUGGGGAUAGGAGGGCCGUGGUUCCUGCUUCAGGCUUUUCAUUUAGUGCUCAACAGAUUUGGAAGAUCAUUAAGGAGAACAAGGACCUCGACCUUCCUGCUCACAAGGUCAUGGUUGCCACCGUACGGUGUGAGGAGAUUGCUAAUGAAAAGUUCUCUUCAUUUAUCGGAAAUGAGGAAUGGCGUCAACUAGAAGAGACUGUUCAAUUUCAGCCAGUACCAGGGUUUGGGAGGAAGCUCAGCACAGUUCUUGAUGUUUGUUUAUCGGAGUAUGAUGCAGAAGCCACAUAUUUUGAUGAAGGCGUGAGAUCUUCAAAGCGAAAACAGCUGGAGGAGAAGUUGUUGCAACUUGUCCAACCAGCUUACCAAUCCAUGUUGGGUCACAUACGCUCCGGAAACUUGGAUAGGUUUAAAAAUGCAUUUGAUAAUGCCUUGAAUGAAGGGAAAGGAUUUGCUGUCGCUGCUCGUGAUUGCAUCAAGUAUUUUAUGUCACACUUUGACGAAGAAGCUGCAGAUACGAACAUUGACCUGGCAAAUUGGGAUGCUUCUAAAAUAAGAGAGAAGCUCCGGCGUGAUAUAGAUGCACAUGUUGCUGCAGUUCGUACUGCUAAGCUGUCUGAAAUCACAACAAUGUAUGAGUCAAAAUUGAACAAGGCAUUAUCAGGACCUGUUGAGGCUCUAUUAGAUGGAGCCAACGACAAUACCUGGCCUGCAAUAAGAAAACUUCUCCUGCGAGAAACUGAAACAGCUAUUGCUGAGUUUGUUAGUGCACUUUAUGGUUUCGAAAUGUGUGAAGAGUCAAGGGAAAAAAUGAUUUUGAGACUGCAGGAUCACGCAAGAGAAUUGGUUGAAGCAAAAGCAAAAGAAGAGGCUGGGAGGGUUUUGAUUUGUAUGAAGGACAGGUUUUCAACAUUAUUUAGCCACGAUUCUGACUCAAUGCCAAGGGUCUGGACUGGAAAGGAAGAUAUAAGAGCAAUCACCAAAACCGCUCGCUCUUCUUCAUUGAAGCUGCUGUCUGUCGUGUCUGCAAUUCGUCUGGACAACGAUGCUGACACUAUUGAGAAUACAUUGUCUCUGGCUCUUAUUGACCCCAAAGCUGCUGCUUCAACAAAUAAGGGAACUUCAGUGGACCCUCUUGCCUCCAGCACUUGGGAGGAGGUUCCAGUAUCAAAAACCUUGAUAACGCCAGUCCAGUGUAAAUCUUUGUGGAGGCAAUUUAAAACAGAGACCGAGUACACUGUUACUCAAGCCAUUGCUGCUCAGGAGGCUAGCCGGCGAAAUAACAAUUGGUUACCUCCUCCAUGGGCAAUCGUUGCAUUGGUUGUCUUGGGUUUCAAUGAAUUUGUGACACUUUUGAGAAAUCCUUUAUAUUUGGGCGUUAUUUUUGUUGCUUUUCUGCUUUUUAAAGCACUUUGGGUGCAAUUAGAUAUUGCGGGUGAAUUCCGCAAUGGAGCUCUUCCUGGACUUCUAUCUAUAUCCACCAAACUACUUCCUACUGUUAUGAACCUUCUUAGAAAACUAGCAGAGGAGGGCCAAAGACCUGCACGCACCGAACCUCAACAUAACCCUCCCCUUACAGCACAGAGCGGUACAAAUAAUGAUAGUGGUAUUUCAUCGAGUGCUUCUUCAGAGGUUACUUCUGUAAAUGGAUCCAAACACUCCAAUCCUCAGGCAUCUGUAAACCUUUCUUGA
Molecule: messenger RNA, 2658 nt
Organism: Fraxinus pennsylvanica
Lineage: Eukaryota; Viridiplantae; Streptophyta; Magnoliopsida; Lamiales; Oleaceae
Source: the annotation of a GenBank genome assembly